ACGUAUUACGUCGGCCACACACGUAGAGACGUAGAGACCAGACGCCGGGUUUGUUUAUCGAUUCAUUUCUGGACCCAUUAGAGAUGUCUGGACGUGUGUGUGUCAGCAUCCUGCAAAGAGCUUCAAGCUGCACGCUGCCACUUCCAUCGUCACAGUAUACCCACUUGGAAACAUUCCCCUCUUCUCAGCCUCGACCAACCCACAAGCGAUACUUCUCAUCCCGUGGUGCAUUCAGAGCAGACCAGCUGGGCUCCAGGUUAGAGGACUCUUUGGGAAAUGGGUCUCUAAGUGGGCGACGCCUCUCAACUCGGCAGGAUCUGGACUUCCAUCUAAACCAGGUCCAGAUCAACAGUAUACUGCGGUUGAAUGAGCAGGCUGUAAGUGUUCCAGAGUUUGAUGGCAGGGGACUCAGUACUGUGAGAAAGUUUGAGAGCAACCAGCUGGCUGCUAACACCCCGAAUGAGGACCGUCGCAGUGCAGCCACCUGUUUACAGUCAAAGGGCAUGCUCUUUGGAGUGUUUGACGGCCACGGGGGCUGGGCGUGUGCGCAGGCCGUCAGUGAGCGGCUGCUUUACUACGCGGCAGUCGCCAUGAUGCCCAAGCAGAGCCUGGAGGAGCUCGAGAGAUGCGUGGAGCACGGCAGACCCGUUCCUCCCAUUUUGCAGUGGUACAAACACCACUCGGACUUCAACUAUCGGGAAUCUGCAUCGCUUUACAUAGACCACCUCAGAGUGUUCUGGCAAGAGUUACUGGACAGUGAGGAUCAUGGUGAAGGCAUGAGUCCUCCGGACGCUCUGGAUCAUGCCUUCAAACGGCUCGAUGGGGACAUCUCCUUAGAGGCCCAAGUCCCUCUUUCCAAUGACCUGAUGAAAAGCACAGCCAUUCAGGUUGCAUUUGCUGGUUGCACUGCCUCUGUGGCUCAUAUCGGCACAGAGGGGAUCCACGUUGCAAACACCGGUGACUGCAGAGUAGUAUUGGGCGUGCAGGAGGAGGAUGGUUCGUGGAGCGCCUUACCCCUUUCCCAGGACCACAACUCCCAAAAUAAGGCGGAGGUGGAUCGGAUCAAGGCCCUGCACCCGUCCUCAGAGAAGGACACAGUGAUCACAGAUGACAGACUUCUUGGGGUUCUGAUGCCGCUGCGUGCUUUUGGUGACGUGCGAUUCAAGUGGAGCCACGAGUUGCAGCAGAGCAUUUUAGCCGGCCUGGAGUCCGGAGUGGACCUGGACUCUCUCAAUUUGUACCAGUACACUCCACCUAACUACUUAACGCCGCCCUACUUGGACGUGGCACCCGACAUAACCUAUCACAAGCUGAGGCCCAAGGACCGCUUUCUGAUCCUCGGCACUGACGGCCUGUGGGAUGAACUGUCGAGCGAGGAGGCUGUGCGACUCGUUGGAGAGCACCUUAGUGGGAUUCACCUCCAGGCUCCAGUUUCUCCAUCAGAGAGGCAGCUGAAAUUGGGUCAGAUGCAUGAACUCCUGCUUAAGCGCAGGGCCCGCGCCUCCCCGGCUCCGGACACCAAUGCCGCCACGCACCUCAUCAGGCGCGCUCUCGGCACAGGGGAGUACGGAGAGCUGUGCCACGAGAGACUAGCCUCUAUGCUCGCUCUGCCAGAGGACCUGGCUCGCAUGUACAGGGACGAUAUCACAGCCACUGUGGUGUAUCUGAACUCUAACCUGGCCAGACCCCGACACAACUGACAGAAGGGGUUUCUCCUCUACAAUGCUGAACAGAGCAAAAAAACAAAGAUAAUGUCCAGAUCAUAGUCACUUCUCUAGGUCAGCGUCUGGUUGUUUUGGGGGCAAACAUUAAAACCUGUUACACAAAAUGUUUUUAAAAUGGAAAGAAAUUCCCAGUGUUUUAUAUGCGAAGAUUACAAAUCUAUCAACUCAUAAUAUGUUCUAUAUUUAUAAUAAAAGCAUCUAUCAGGUCAAAACACAUAUUUUUUGGAGAAAGGCUUUUUGUCCUGUACUGUUUUAAUGAAGGACUGUUUUUACAGACAUCUUGAGUUGCAUGUUAAUAUAAGAAAUGUUGGAAAGAAGCCCAAAUGAAUAAUGCAGACACUUACAUCGUUCUUUGCCUGCAACUACAUGUAUGCUUCUCUUUUUUUUUCUUGCACAGUUUGCUUUUAGACAAUCAGUCUGUGAGAUUUCUGUCUGUUUACUUGACCUUUGUUUAAACUGUGAAGUACACUCUGCGUAAUUGUUGUGUCCCCCAUGUUUUUGUUAUGUGUUGUACCGACACUCCGCUCUCUGUGAAAAAAGAUGCAGAUGUUACAGAUAACAUAAUCUAUCUUUUGUUUUGUUUUUGACGUCAGAUCCGUUGUCAAUAAAAAGUGAAUGAAAACAAAA
Molecule: messenger RNA, 2351 nt
Organism: Labrus mixtus (cuckoo wrasse)
Lineage: Eukaryota; Metazoa; Chordata; Actinopteri; Labriformes; Labridae
Gene: pdp2
Product: putative pyruvate dehydrogenase phosphatase isoenzyme 2
Exons: 9
Coding region: 84-1700 (538 amino acids)
Biological process (GO): protein dephosphorylation
Molecular function (GO): cation binding; protein serine/threonine phosphatase activity
Source: RefSeq, a predicted model, not a curated record